This is a messenger RNA of Cooperia oncophora, 330 nucleotides long. NCBI's taxonomy places the organism in Eukaryota, Metazoa, Nematoda, Chromadorea, Rhabditida, Trichostrongylidae. The record is from the annotation of a GenBank genome assembly.
AUCUCCCUCCCCCAUACACUACGAUUUAUAGCUCAUAAUUGCAGAGAGCCUACAACGACAGCACAAGGUUAUACUCAAAAACGCGGCCACUGGAGUAAUGAAGUUGAAUUUCUACUAGCUGUUGUUGGUCUCACCGUCGGAUUAGGAAGUGUUUGGAGAUUCCCUUCAUUAGCAUAUAAUAAUGGAGGAAGCGCAUUCCUGAUCCCGUUCCUCAUCUGCGCUGUACUAGUUGGUCAACCUAUGAUGUACUUGGAAAUGAUUGUUGGUCAAUAUACACACACAGGACCAUCCAUGGUCUUUCGUCAUUAUGCACCAGCCGUGCAAGGUUAG